AUGGCAGCCACCUCUCCACAAACCCUUCCCUCAGAGCCACAAACUCCCUUGGGUGCCCAAGCCUUUCUGCACUUUGACCCCGUUGGACUCCUUGAUUUGGGCCUUUUAAACCGCCAAAUCGACAUUGAUGAACCCGACCCCUCUUUUUCUCCCCUCCAAUCGUCAACGCCGCCCCACAAAAAUGUAGCUAGUACCGCUCUGGAGGCAAUGGUCGAUCACCUUCCUCCUGCAGAACCCUCCCUAUACGAUCUUGACUCUCUUGCUGAUGCCGAUAAUCUCUUGGAUUUUUUAACGACUCCCCGGCUGAUUCAAGCGACGUCCAUGAUGACGAGCCAGGCUUCACCACGAUCUCCUCGCGAGGUUGAACGCAGAGUAUCGGAAGACCUCAAACAUCUAGUUUAUGUGCCUCAACUCCAUGCGUGGAUUGUGGAGUUCAUGUCCCUGCAAGGACACAACGGAGACUUGUCGAGCAUCCGACUGUCCCCGGAUGAUGUGCGACAAAUGGGCGCCGGUCCCCUUUGCGCCAAUUCAGUUUGGAUUGUUCGUUCUGAAGCUGACGUCGAGUAUCGGGUUCGAGCAGGACAAGCUCAUCCUGUGGUCGAAGCCCUCAAAAAAAUUCAUCCGGAACUUCCUUCGACUUUUUGUUGUCAUAAAGGCGUCGCUGCCGGACUUGGCCCCACCUAUGCCUACACUGAUCUCCAAAUCGGCCUAUUUCUGAUAGAAAUCAAAACCAUACUAUCCAUCGCCGCCCUGUUCAUCUCCCAACUCCUGCAUCUAGACUUGGAAUCGCUACACGAACUUCGUGAAGCCAACCCACACGCGCAGGGUUUCCAUUUUGACUUCGAGUACCCGACGGUUGAUCACAAUAUUGACGCUCCCACGCAGCCUGUCGUGCAGAUUUGGACACAGCUCUCAAAUACCAAGGGUGCCUGUUUUGCGAUGGGUUCAAGCGAUGACCAUGCUUUCUUUGUCGUCAAAGACGCCUUACACCCCAACACACUCUUCAUCUCACCGUGCCUCCCUACCUUUCCUUCUUCCGAUCCAACCUCAACGAGCAGGCUUGGCGACACUUCAAUGUCCGCUGACAAAGCAGUAGAAUUUGCUAGCGUCAUCAUGUUCCAUCUUGCACGCCUUGCAAACAGCGAGCAGCUCCGCGACGACUUCUUCGCAUUUAUGCGAUCCAAGUUGAACGAAGGUGACAGUAUCAUAGAUGUUCGACCCGAGAGUGUCGGUAAAGUUGGCGAUCCUCGUCCUCCUCCUCGUUGGCAGCCGAACCAGCCGGCCAAACGCGGCAAAGGGAAGGGAAAGACUAAGAAAGCACCGAAACCUACCUGUGGGGUCAAAUAUUAUCUCUCUCGUGAUAAACCAACUGCGUCCGCGUCCCACGACAAGGGGAAGGGCAAAGCCAAAGAUGAAGCACCCAUCAACGAGCAGUCCGACACCAACUCGAACAACAUUCUAAUGGAGCAAGUCGAAGCUGAGAUCGCGGAACUCGCUGGGAAGGAACCAGUGAAAGAUGAAGGAUUUGUGAAAAAGCAACGUGAGAAUGAUGAUGUGGUGGAGCAAGUUGAAUCCGAGAGUCCGGGACUCUGGGUUCUAUCUCAGGAAGUUGACGAUAUGCGAAGUUUCGGACCAGGCCCGUCUGGGAGCCUGCAAACUAUUAAUCAUCAAGCUCAGCCCAAAACUGAUCUCGCAUUACUUGACAACGCGGAGAUGGAUGUAGAGUCGCCAGCCCCUGUUCCAGGUUCAUCGAGGCCGCCCGAACGGACUCGACGCCGCCGCGCUUCCCCAGAGAAUGGGUUGACAACAGCACCAACAAAUAUUGCUUGGCCUGAAAACUUGGAGGCGUCCGGAGAUGAAGAACCGCCGGCAAAGCUCAAGUCAAGAGUGCGAAGUUCUAGUCGACUGCAGCAGCAAUCACAACAAGCGGGCCCUUCAAAUUUGACCCAGCCAGCCGUUGCACCGGACACAGGCUCACAAAAAUUGCGGAGAUCGCAACGUCAGCAUACUCGGAAAGAACCUUCCACUGUCGAUGGAGGCAACAGUGGCAGGACGAGGAGCAAGACUGAGACGAGGCGAGCUGCCGGUAAACGUAAAGGGAAAUCAUGA
Molecule: messenger RNA, 2109 nt
Organism: Mycena indigotica
Lineage: Eukaryota; Fungi; Basidiomycota; Agaricomycetes; Agaricales; Mycenaceae
Exons: 3
Coding region: 1-2109 (702 amino acids)
Source: RefSeq, a predicted model, not a curated record